CUUCAAUCAGACAUCACACCUGGGAUGCUCCCUCCAUCGAUCACAUCACUCACUCUUGACAGAUUCAACAGAGUGAUUGAACCAGGUGCGCUUCCACAUAGACUCCUGUCAUUGAACCUAGGUCAUAAGUUUGAUCAACCGUUAUCAAUUGGUGUACUACCAUCAUCAAUCACUGAACUAUAUCAUGGACAAGAUCAGAAGACAUUACUUUCACCUGGGAUCAAGUCUCCUUCUGGGAACCAUGUUCUAUUCAUAAAUGAUACCAUGAUAAGAUUCGAAAAGAACAUGAUCCAACCUUCAAUUCUACCAACAUCAUUGACAUCACUUGCCUUUUUCAAACUUGGUGAAGGUAUUCCAUUUGGAUCGUUUCCAGAUACAAUCAAAUCAUUGAUGUUGUGCUAUAAAUUCAAUGAACCGAUCACACCCGGAACACUUCCUCCAUUGCUGGAAUCGUUGACCUUUGGCGAGAUGUUUGAUCAAAAGAUUGAAUAUGGCACCUUCCCAGGUACAUUGAUCGAACUUCAUUUUGGCCAACAGUUCAAUAGAGACCUACACCCUGGUGGAGUACGCGUACUUCCAAACAAUCUCAGAACAUUGACCUUGGGUGGAGAGUUCAAUCAACAUUUAUAUCCAGAUAUAUUGCCAGACACAUUAACAUCAUUGGAGUGUUAUAUCAAGAAACUCAGUUCAGAUGGUCUACCAAAGAGUAUCACAUGGUUGAAGAUUGGCCAUGGAGGAGGAAUACGCCACAUGUAUCAAGAAUACCUACCCAACCUCAUUCAUCUAUUUAUUCCAAAUUUGGAUCAUUUACACACACUUGGCGACGAUGUCAAUAUUGAUCAUUUAUACAUAUGUCAACGAAGAUGUUUUAGAUCAGUUCUGGAAAUGAGACAAUUUAUAUUCCCAAUACGAUUAAUAUCUGUACAUUUGGUUUUGGAUUACAAGGUGGCCACCAGGCUGGAGAAUACAACGGAAUUAUUUGGUACAUUCCCAAAUGUAUUGGAUAUAUGUAUUUGUCUUUUUAUUGAUCAAGUCGACUAUGUACUUCGCAAAAUUGACAAGACACAUUUUAUCUAUAUGUCCAGGAAUAACUUAAGAAAAUGGACUUUCAAAGUAAUCAAUCUCAAAUCUCUCCCCAUUCACCUAAGUAGC
Messenger RNA from Acytostelium subglobosum LB1, 1152 nucleotides. RefSeq lists its product as hypothetical. The transcript has a single exon. Lineage: Eukaryota; Evosea; Eumycetozoa; Acytosteliales; Acytosteliaceae. The annotation marks the transcript as partial. The record is from RefSeq and is a predicted model, not a curated record.